This is a messenger RNA of Rubroshorea leprosula, 1914 nucleotides long. Lineage: Eukaryota; Viridiplantae; Streptophyta; Magnoliopsida; Malvales; Dipterocarpaceae. The record is from the annotation of a GenBank genome assembly.
GCAAAAAAACAUUUCUGAACCACUGGACUGCCGUGGAGAGCGUUAGACUGAGACACAGGGCAAGAGAGUGUGAAAAUUGAUCUUUCUUCCUCCUUCGAUCUGUGCUCCCAUGAGUCCCAUCUCACCAGUUUCCUCUCUUCAAUGUCAGCCAAGAAAGGUUCUAUUUUGAGGAACAUCAACUACCUGGUAUUGUCGCUUAAUGGUGUAACUUUCCAGGCUGAGUUUUAUGGCUAAGUCGUUCUCUUAGUGGAAAAUGGCUAAGGUUUUGCUACCUUAACUAUAGACUUGUCGCUAGUUAGAUUUAGUUUCGUCUAUUUUAUUCCUUCAUGAUGUGGGGUUUUGCUUCUAAUGCCAUUGCAAGCAUUGGAUUGAAGAAAAACUUAGUUCAGGCCAAUGGAGCUUGUUCUGACUGUUCUGAUGAUGAGGUCCGUUCCAAUGUAAGCAGAGAGGAGGGACUGGAAUGUCCCAUAUGCUGAGAAUCCUUCAACAUUGUUGAGAAUGUGCCCUAUCUCCUAUGGUGUGGUCAUACCCUCUGCCAAAAUUGUGUCUUGGGCCUUCAAUCUGUUGUCUUGAAAUUCCCAGCUCAGGAAAUCAAAAUUCCAUUCUUCAUCUCCUGCCCAUGGUGCCACCUGUUAUCACUAUGGCUGGUGUAUAGAGGAAACCUCAAGUUCCCUCGGAAGAAUUUAUUCCUUCUCUGGAUGGUUGAGAGUUUAAAUGGGGAUUGGAUAAAGUUUGGUGCCUCGAGUGGGGAAAAUCAAUCAGUUAGACCUCCCAGAUACAAUCUAAUUCUUGGAAAUCAAGCUGGCAACAGUGUUGCUAGGAGGUCCUCAUAUGCUGAUCAUCCAGAACAACACAGAUCUCACAAUAGCGAGAGCAGAAACCUUAUGGAGAGACACCCUUUUUCCCAUCACAAGUCUCUGGAUUUCUUUAUACAUUUCUCAUCCAAGUUCCCAUUGGUCGUCAUAUUCCUUCUAAUUGUUUUCUUUGUAAUACCUGGAAGUGCUAUCGUUUUAUUACUCUACUUUUUGGUAACUGUUAUUUUUGCCAUCCCAUCUUUAUCGGUACUGUACUUCACGUUACCUACUCUGGAAAAGCUGAUGAGAGAAAUAACCUCAUGAGAUGUUUUUGGUUCCUCACAUAAAAUCUUCCUAGAUUUUGUCUUCAAUACAACCACUUGAAUUCAUUUUAUGGUCUAAACCACUAUUUCUCUUCCUCUAAUUUUUGCUUUCUAGCUUUCUUUAACAAUUAGGUGGAACCACUUUCUGGUAACUGGACCAUUCCAUGUUGAAACUUUCGGAUUAAAAUAUGGCUUUUGUGAUGCAGUGGGAUGUAAAAUGAGUAUUCGAGGCUUGCUUAUGCCAUUCAGCCAGUCCUCUGUCAAUUAGAUGGCUUUGAGUCAUAUUUAUUUGUAGUAUGAGCUACAGCGUUUAGAAGAAUGUGAUUCAGAGUUGAUUGUAGUGGUCUUUCCAAAGAUUCAUUCUUCAUCAAUAUUUUAGUCUUUCCUUCUAUGUCCUAGCACCACAUAGAAGGAUAUAAAUUGAGGAAGUAAGUCUGCAAAGCAUGGCCUUGGGUUUGUGUUUGUCUUAUUUUCAUUCAUUCUCAUGUGAGUUUUCUCUUCUAUGAUUAUUAAAAGGAAAAUUGAACAAAGAGUAGUUCAGAUGAUAUUUGCUCGUAGCCGCCCAUGUUAGUUUAACUUUUAAUUACGAUUGUACGGAUGCUCCAUGUAUUCUAAAAGCAUGAUUAAUUCAACUUCUAACUUUCUUUUACUGCUCAUUCUUCCUUUUCUGGUUCGGAGUAACUGCUUUCUCAUUAUUCAUUUUGUUUGUAGCUAGUUUGCUACUCUCUGUUUAGAAAGUAAUGUUUUGGAGCACCUAGGAAAAGAUACAAACUGCUGAAUAAGGUCAGUAGUUUUCU